AUGAUGUGGAAAGGAUGCAUAGUGAUCUUGCUGGGUUUAAUGACGUCGGUAAUGGGACGGCACACCUCCCGGCCGACACAAGGACUCGUCAAUUUCCAGCUCAAUAAAACAUAUACUUACAGUUAUGCAGCUGAUACCUCAGCGCAGGGAAUGACACCCAUUUCUACAAAGGCAUUAUUUUCAGUCAGGCCAUACCAAAAAGACGAGGGUAAAACAUAUGCUGUGUUGAAUAUUGAAACACUUUCAAUAACACACGAUGGACAGUACCAGCAUGGAAUAGAAAAUGCUGCUGGACACUUAAAUUUUAAAAAAUGGUUCAGCUUUAGAAUCAGCUGUCAUGGGGAAGUGGACAAAGUUUGGUAUCCUAAGCUGGAAAACAAAGAUGUUAUCAUAAUCAAAAAAUCGAUUGUCAGUCACCUAUCUACACGACUGCACGUCUCUAGUUUGCAAACUGUGUCAGGAACAAAGAAAUGGGCAUAUCUUAUCAAUGAAACCGAUUCUUCUGGAAAUCAUACUUCAAACUAUGCAGCGACAGAUGUUGGAAACAGUAUAACGUUUGUGAAACACAAACAUGGACACAGCAUUCCUAAUAGUGAAGGCUUCCAUAGAAAGACAAUCGAGUUGAACAAAGAGGCAAGCAUCCCAAAGAAAGUGAUGUCCACAAUUGACUUUACAGCCCCGAAUAAAGCGGUACCAGGUUACAAUCCCAAUCAAGGGCUGCCUGGUGACCCGAACAAAAAACACGGGAACGGAUUCGCAAAUGAUUUUAAUCUACCUGUAAUGACCGUAACAUCAAACGAGCAUCUGGAGUUUAAAAGAAUAACGGACAGUGACAGGAAUUGGGAAAAUCCUAAAUCUGAAAAUGUUGAGGAAGAUACGAUACAUGUGAGAAAUAAACCAAUGCAUCCCUCCAGACCUCUUAAAGUGGUUAAGGAUCAGUUACAUAACCACUUUACAGUCAUAGCAAAAACAGAUCGUGCAGAUUCCAAAGAGCACAACCAUCACUUGCAGUUGGCUGUUGAACUGGCGAGUUCUUUAUCAGAUCCAGACAUAAGAUUAGUAGCGGAACAAUACAUUACAACAAAACCAAAGUUUGGCAAGGACAAAACGUUACAGACUGUAGCAACAGACGUGUUAGGAAUGGUGGGCACUAAUCAUUCACUUUCAAUCAUCACCGAGUUUGUACUUUUGAACAAAGGGCAUGAUUCUAGACUCGUAUCGCGAGCCAUGCUACAUUUUGCAGGGCGUGAAACGCCUCCUCCAAAGAUUGCAAUUGACGCCAUCGAGGAUUGGGCCUUUUCCAAGGAAACAAAUUAUGAGGAUGAGACCGAACAUAGAACGGUUAGAUCAAUGAUUUCGGAAAAGGAACUUGAAAAGCAUCUGCAUCAGAAAGCAGGGUAUAUACAUGCCUUGGGGAAUGCUGCACACGACACGUCAUAUCCAUAUAUACUAUCAUACAUUGACCACCCCGAGACACCGUCUCUACUGAAACGCAGUGCAGUUCAAGCGCUUCGACAUUUCAAUUAUGAAGAGGCUGCUCAUCACAUUAUGUCAGUCGCAUUGAACGAUCCAGAGGACCAUGUUCGACACCAUGCCUGUCUCCAAUACUGGAGUCACCCUCAUGCUGCCAACGUAGAUGAAAUACGCCAGAUAGUUCAUCUUGGGUAUCGUAAUACAAGUCUUUAUGAACAAGCCAUGAGAAUAAAGUCACACUACAGAAACAAACGAAGUGCUGAAUGGUUAUUCAGAGGGAUUGAUUUCAAGGUCGAACUUCCUGGUAUAGACUGGAGGGCACAAGUUGGAACAGAUGACAUCGGGGCCAAAUUCGGGCUGGUGAUACGAAACCUUAUGGAUCUCCAAAUACAGCCGCUUCGGGGACAUUUUCUUGUUGACAUAUUCGAUACAGCAUAUGCACGAGGAGUAGUUGGGUUUGUAGGCAUUGAUAUAAAAUUCUUUGUCGGAGAAAUGUGUUUCAAUGGAGAAAUCAAAUAUGGGCUUAACAUAUUGCAGGAGUUUGGUUAUGAUGAUACCGUGAAACUAGUAAAUGCAUACGACAAAGUCAUCAACAACGUGGUUGAUAGUGUUAAGACUGCUAUAAUCACAUUCAACAAUAUAUUGAAAUCUUCCCGAACAUUUUCCAUAGCAGAUAUAUUUGACAGUAUUGCAGGUUCCAUAGAAUACAUACCGAAGACAUUGUAUCUUAACUCAGAGUUCGACAAUCACAUCAAGAUGUUUUAUAAAUAUAAUGAAUUACCAGAUGCUGUUGAAAGGGUCAAUGAUGCACUUCGAAAAACUCAAACUGUUUUAACUGGCGUCAGACAAGAUGUCAUGGAGUUUUAUAAUUCCAUAGCUGACGCUGUAGAAGUGUCCCUCCCAUGGGCUGGAUUGCAGAUCGAAAGAGCACUCAAGAAUGCUGCUAAAAGUGUUACCGAUUUGACAAAAUCUCCUAAAACAGCUAUGGCAAAUAUAGCAAAAGCAGUUGCACAGUAA
Owenia fusiformis is the source of this 2490-nucleotide messenger RNA. NCBI's taxonomy places the organism in Eukaryota, Metazoa, Annelida, Polychaeta, Sabellida, Oweniidae. The record is from the annotation of a GenBank genome assembly.